Messenger RNA from Penicillium subrubescens, 2463 nucleotides. Its product is annotated as deadenylation-dependent mRNA-decapping factor PAT1. The transcript has 3 exons. Lineage: Eukaryota; Fungi; Ascomycota; Eurotiomycetes; Eurotiales; Aspergillaceae. Gene Ontology annotation, cellular component: P-body. Gene Ontology annotation, molecular function: RNA binding. Gene Ontology annotation, biological process: P-body assembly; deadenylation-dependent decapping of nuclear-transcribed mRNA. The record is from RefSeq and is a predicted model, not a curated record. Bases 1 to 2463 code for a protein of 820 amino acids.
AUGUCUUUCUUUGGUUUUGAUACCACCCUCCCCCGGGACCGCCAACAAGGUGGCCCGGCCAGGGGUUUCUUCGAGAACCCGGAUCCCUUCGCGGAGGUUGCUCGUGCGCAAGCAGUGGAGGAUGACGACGGAAUUGACUUUGAGGAUACCUACGAUGGUCUCGGUGACCAGCUCGACGAUGAUCAGGAUGCCUUCAACGACGACACCUUCGGCGGUGGGGAUACUGGAGCUGCCGCGACUGGAGCAGUUGGGAGAGACUUUGACUUUUUCGGCACCACCGCCAAGGUCGCCGAUGUCAUUGGCGAGGAGCAAGUUCGUUAUGCUCUGCAGAAUCCCUCGGCGGCUCCCUUGGCUGCCCAGCAGCAUGCCGCUGCCCCAGCUCCCACGACGACAGCUACCACUGCCACGACCACCGCCAAGCGUACUGGAUAUGAGAAGUAUUCGGACCCGGGAUACAUCCCCGACCUGCAGGCCAAGUCCAGCGUUUGGGGUAUCUCGCAGAAGAAGCAGGAGCCGAUCCCAGCUGCCAGCCGAAGGCCGAUGAUGAGCCUCGAGGAGGUCGAGGCACAAUUGCGCCAUCGGUCCCAGCCUGCUCCGACGAUGCCGCCCCAGUCAAUUCCCCAGCACAUGGCUGAACAGGCAUACCUGCCUCACCCGCAAUACCCACAAGGCGUUCCCGAGGGCUUCCCCGCAAUUCCUCCCGAGUACUUGCGAGCUGCCCUCGAGAAGGGUGUGCUCCCCCCGGGCAUGCCUGGUCUUCCUCCCGGUAUCCCGGAGCUGCACGGCGGCCCUGUCAUGUCGGGACCUCCCCCAAUGCAUAUCCAGCAAAACCAACUUCCUCCUCAGAACCUGCGCCCUCAGGGUCCCCGCCAUGCCGGCCCACCCCCCGGUCAGCGUCAGCAGCAGCAGAUGCCGCCCCCGCCGUCAACCCGAGGACCCAAUGGUGGCCUGCCAGUCAUCACCAACCCGCAGCAGCUCAUGCAUCUCACGGAGGAGCAGCGCAAUGCUUAUCUGGUGGAGGAUGCCAAGCGGGCGAAGCGCAACCACAAGAUCUUCCUCCUGUCUCGCGGCAAUGGCCUGAUGACACCUCAGGACAAGAACUUCAUCACUCGCAUUCAGCUGCAACAAUUGGUUGCUGCCGCUGGAAAUGUGGCCGAUGCGGACCCGGAAGCCGUUCUGUCCGAAGACUUUUAUUACCAAGUCUAUAGCCAGAUCCGUGGCGCACCACGCCAGCACCCUCAUCAGCCUCUGGGUCACUUCGCUCAGACCUAUCUCCUUCAAACCGGAAACCGUCUCGGCGGCCAUGGAAACAGGAGGGCAUUUCAAAGUGCCGAUAACCACAUGCAACGCAUGCAGCAGCAGGUUCAGCGUGCCGUUGAGGCGGCCAAGGCCAAGCCGAAGAACAAGCAGCUUAUCAUUGAGGGCAGCUUGGGCAAGAUCUCUUUCAGCAAUGCCAAGGCACCGAAGCACAUGCUUAACAUUAAGCGGCCUGAUAGCUCGGAGGGCCCUCGGCCAAAGAAGGUGCAAUCGGACCUCAGCCUGAGCGACCGGAAAUCCAUUCUCACCAACAUCGAAAGCGUGUACAGUGCUCUGAUGGCCAUGGAGGAUAUGGAGCGCACCAUGCCACCUCCCCCCGAGGAGGGUGAUUCUGAGGCCAUUCAGGAGCAUAUGGAAUGGCGGCAGAAGGUCCACUCGCUGAACCAGAAGUUGUGGCGAGCCCUCAAGGUCAUGGAGCCUAUUGUCCCCAACUCCACCACCCCACACCCCUUCAUCGCAUUCUUGUCGUACCCCAAGGGCAAGAAGGCCAUUCCCCGUAUCUUCCGUCACAUUGACCAAGAGCAACGCGUUACUAUUUUGACCAUGAUUGUGGUCCACCUGGAUAGCCUGGACGUGGUCCGCCUCGCACAACCCGGACCGGGUGAGGCUCAGCCUUCCCUCGCGGUGCGAGAGUCUAUUGACCUCUUCUCGCUGGCUGUGAUGCCCAGCUUGCUUGGCUACGUGAACGAGGCGCCCUUCAACAUCAUCAUCGGCCUGCUGGGUCUGGUCAUUGCCCAGACGCACGUGCAAUCCGUGGCUCGUACAAAGGUCGGCCUGGGCAUUCUGACGAUGCUGCUCAGCCGUGCCGAGAUUGUCAAGGAGGCUGGUCAGGCUGCCGAGCGAGACUGGCAGCAGUGGGUGGAGAAGUUCAACGUUCUCUUUGACACCCUGGAGCCCUCGCUUGCCGAUAUCUUCCCUGGUGCAAUCAACACGGGUGAUGACAUGUAUGUGUGGCAGUUCCUGGCCGCUGUGGGUAUUGGUGCUAGCCCCGAGCAGCAGCAGCGCCUUGUGAUUGCUGUUAAGGAUCGUGUGAUGGAGACUGUGGGCUACAGCAAGACUCUGCCUGCCGAUAUGGCCAGCCUGCGGUUGGGCAAUGUCAACCUGUUCAUGCGGGCCAUUGGUCUGGACGUGGAACUCCUGGGUUAA